Molecule: messenger RNA, 2148 nt
Organism: Fonsecaea erecta
Lineage: Eukaryota; Fungi; Ascomycota; Eurotiomycetes; Chaetothyriales; Herpotrichiellaceae
Exons: 8
Coding region: 1-2148 (715 amino acids)
Biological process (GO): DNA-templated transcription; regulation of DNA-templated transcription
Cellular component (GO): nucleus
Molecular function (GO): DNA binding; DNA-binding transcription factor activity, RNA polymerase II-specific; zinc ion binding
Source: RefSeq, a predicted model, not a curated record
AUGGCGACCGGCAAACUUCAUCAAUCACGGGGGAGAUCCUGUGAGGAAUGCAACCGCAAAAAGGCGAAAUGCGACAAGAAAUCUCCCAAAUGUCACCGGUGCCAACAAUCAGGCUCUCGGUGCGUAUACCCUACGCAUCGCAAGCGCACGACGCUGGAGACGAAAUAUCAAAGCCUCCGACGAAAACUAAUGGAGUCAAACCAAGGGGACGAAUUAGAAGGGUUGCUAGAUAACGUCGACCUCAACGUCUUACGUGGCGCUCUCCGGCGCCGCGAGCAUCAGGCACCAACCACGACGACAGAGUCUGGAUCGUCACCUUCUGACAAGAACGCGACCAUGGAGGCUCAAGGGAAUGCGGAUUAUCAGCUGCAGCAACCCCAGGAUAUGUCACUGUCGAUAUCCUCGCUACCGCUGUCGAUGGUGGCAGAUGCACACAAUCCCCCAACCGUUUUGUCCCAAAACGACGGCUCUGUGCUCGAACACUUACAGGUCGAGGUUCAAGAUAGCAGCCCGUCACACGAUCCUAGUGGCUGGUUUUCGAACAUGACCUUCAGUCCCUUCACGGACAGUUAUGGGAUGUUUAGUCUCCUCAAUUCGACCGAGCGCUACGGCGACGCCUGGUCGGGUUCUGCACCCAGUCUCUCAGAAGACCUGAACCUCACAGACAGGAGUCCCUAUACCCUUGCAUAUCCGCCUGCCCUGAUAGACGAGCUAAUCGACCUCUUCUUUUUACGCUUACAACUCUCUAUCCCCAUUUUUCACGAACCUCGAUUCCGCCAAAAGUUUCAUGUCGACAGCACCAACAACGACAGAUACGCACGGCUGUCAAUUGAGGACGCCUUGAUUUUGACCGCCAUGAUGGCCCUGUCGGCUAGGUUCUCGACCAAUGAAUUUUUCCCUUCGACCUGCGCGUCCAAGGAUAAAGGCAAGGUUUUCGCCCGGAAAGCCAACGCACUGUAUGCGGAGGCGCUCCAGAGCGACGAGCGCGGCGGUUGCGACGAUGGGAACGAAAUCUCGCUGGGGUACCUGCAAGGGUGCAUCCUCCUGGCGUUCUACGAGCAGACUAACAGAAUCACGACACAGAGCUGGCUCCUGAUCGGUACUUGUUGUCGACUUGCGAUCGACCUGGGGCUCAACGAACUGGAUAGGGACGUCUUCAUCCCCGACGAAGCAGCAACAUCAUCCACAGCACCUCCCGCCGAGAAGCACACCCAGCGCCAGCAGCAGCAGCAACAGUACGAAGCCGCCAAGGAGUCCUGGGUGCAGAAAGAGGAGAAGCGACGGGCGUGGUGGCUGGUGUGGGAACUGGACGUGUUCGCGGCGACGAUCCUGCGGCGGCCGCACUCGAUCAACAAGGACCAGAUGAACGUGCUGCUGCCCGUGUCGGACGCGACGUGGUUCUCCGAGAUGCCGACCGAGUCGAUUCUGCUGCGUACCGACUUCCUGCACGAGUGGCAGACGCUGGAGAGCUGCCCGACGGCGGAUGAGCGGGCGUGGUUCCUGGUCACGACGCUGCUCAUGGCGCGGGCGGCUGACCUCGCAGCUCCCGAGAACACCUUCACUCUGCAGGACGUUGUCAACUUCGGGUCGACCUUGAACUGCUUCGCCCUGCUCCUCCCUCAGGGCUUCCAACUGGACAUUGUGCGUACCCCGUUUACCGAGGCGAACAUUGGGGCAAAUAACUGGGCGCUUCUCACGGUCUUUAUGCUCCACACUGCACGGGUCCUCGUCCGCAAUGCGCAGUACAUCAAAUCCCAGAGUGGGAUGCAGAACUCGGCUGUCGUGGCCUCAUUGCCCACGGGCCCGCACAACGAUACCUACCUCGUCUUCCGCGCCAUGGAGGCCUGGCCGCCCGAAUACCUGAUCUACGCCUGUCCUUUCGUCUCAUGCACCAUCGUCGGUCCGGCCUUUGACAAUAUCCGGGCGGCACUCCUGUUCGAGCCGGGCGGCCAUGGAAACUACCUGUCCAUGCUGAAGCUCAUUCUCAAGAGGAUUGGGGCCUUUUGGGGCAUUGGGGAGAGUGCACUAAGACUGGUUGAGAUCUUCGAACACGAAAUCAAAGCCAAUGGCUCGUUCCGCCAACAGGCGUUUCAGAAGUAUGCAAAGGACUUUUCGCUGCUGGUUGUUGAUCCGGCGAGGAAUGCGUGA